AUGUUUCUCUUGCACAGUACAAUUCUGAUCACUGCUUUGGGUGCACUCGGCGCCGCAACAGUAGAUGCUCCCACUCCUACGAUAAAAAAGGCUUACGGCACCUUCCUGGGAACUCCUGCCAUCGAAGGCGUCGACUCCUUUUUAGGGAUUCGCUACGCUCAGCCACCUCUGGAUGAUUUACGGUUUCAACCACCGCAGCCGCUCAAUGAGACUAAACCAUAUCACACAGAACCCAAUGGAACCAUCUUUGCAAACAGUUUCGGUCCAGGAUGUUAUCAAAUUCAUUACACAAGUCUCAUCAUGCCGCAGAACCUGCAAGGGAGUAUGAUCCCAGACGAAGACUGUUUGUUUUUGAAUAUAUGGCGGCCAUCGAAUGUCACCGGGGACGAUGCCAUCCCAGUCAUGAUCUGGCUAUAUGGUGGAUCUUUCUCGGAAGGAGAUGCUUCUGUUGCCGUGUACAACCCGGAGAUUCUCGUUCAGCAAAAUCCUUCCGUCAUGGUUGUCACAUUCAACUACCGUCUUGGUAUAUUUGGAUUCCCCAAUUCGAAAGCCCGUCGCGGUAACCUUGGGUUGUUGGACCAACGAAUGGCGGUUGAAUGGGUUCGUGACAAUAUACGAGCCUUCGGCGGUGAUCCCGACCAAAUGGUCCUUUUUGGCGAGUCAGCGGGUGCUGUAUCGAUUUCAGCGUAUUCAUACACAUACAAAGACGAUCCUAUCGUGCGUGGACUGAUCCAGCAAAGCGGCGUGGCACAAGGUAUCGGGGAUGCUGAUCCGCUCAUGUGGACAUUGGCAGCCAUAAACGUGGGAUGCAACAAUACAGACGACCCGUCAAAAGAACUCAGCUGCAUGAUGCAACUUCCAGCGGAGACCAUCAUCAAAGGUAUUUCACCGAGCAAUGUGAACCCAAUUGGUUCAGCUAAUGGCGGAUCGCCGUUUGUGGACAAUAACACGGUCUUUUCAGCCGAAGGGUAUAUCGCAAAGGCGGAAAGAGGAGAUUUUGCCAAAAUCCCUGUCCUGCUCGGGAGUAAUGACGACGAAGGCAACGGUGUGGUCAACUUCUCAGGCGAGUUUGGGUUGAAUGAGUCUCUGGCGGAUGCAAUUACCGUGUCCAAGUUCACCUGCCCGGUCGCGAUGUUAGCAAGGCAACUCCACGACAACCAAGUCCCAGUCUGGCGUUAUCGUUACAUGCCAGUGUUCCCAGCCGUGACAUUCUACCCCUUUUCUGAAACGUAUCAUCUUUCGGAGGUCCCUAUCAUUCUCGGAUCGUUUCGAAAGCUGGUACCUUACCAAACUCCCACCAAAGUCGAACUCCAGGCGAGUCAACUAAUGCAAAAGGCCUGGGUUAGCUUCGCUCAUGAUCCUCGUUACGGAUUGUCAAGGUGGAUGGAGUGGCCCAUGUACAAUCCAGAUGAACCAACCCUCAUAACUCUCUUUCAGGAUAACAAAUUCCAAGUGAAGACUACUGAUCAAAACGUUUAUGAUCGCGCCUGCACCAAUCCCCCAUCUGUCUCUUGGGAGGAUGUGGCGGCUCCACCUCCAGGACCUACAUCGUGA
Molecule: messenger RNA, 1554 nt
Organism: Rhinocladiella mackenziei CBS 650.93
Lineage: Eukaryota; Fungi; Ascomycota; Eurotiomycetes; Chaetothyriales; Herpotrichiellaceae
Exons: 7
Coding region: 1-1554 (517 amino acids)
Source: RefSeq, a predicted model, not a curated record